Tachysurus vachellii is the source of this 3177-nucleotide messenger RNA. It is a transcript of the gene dcp1a, whose product is annotated as decapping mRNA 1A. Gene Ontology annotation, molecular function: mRNA binding; enzyme activator activity. Gene Ontology annotation, biological process: deadenylation-dependent decapping of nuclear-transcribed mRNA; positive regulation of catalytic activity; deadenylation-independent decapping of nuclear-transcribed mRNA. The record is from RefSeq and is a predicted model, not a curated record. The transcript is spliced from 10 exons. NCBI's taxonomy places the organism in Eukaryota, Metazoa, Chordata, Actinopteri, Siluriformes, Bagridae. Bases 40 to 1434 code for a protein of 464 amino acids. Gene Ontology annotation, cellular component: P-body.
GAAUCGGCGGUGUCCUCGGAAUUUCUUCCGUGUUGUUGUAUGCUAGCGUUCAAGAUGGAGUCCGCCAACAAAGCUGGACAUCUGAUGAGUCUAGCGGCUCUACAGCAGUAUGACCCGUAUAUUAACAAGUUGCUCGAUGUUACCGGGCAGGUAGCGCUGUAUAAAUUCAACUCCAAAGCAAAUGAAUGGGAAAAAACGGACAUUGAAGGCACCUUAUUUGUGUAUGCCAGGUCAGCAUCGCCUCAUCACGGUUUCACCAUCAUGAAUCGUCUAAGCACUGAGAACCUGGUGGAACCAAUUAAUAAAGAUUUGGAGUUUCAGCUCCAGGAUCCGUUCCUCUUGUACCGGAAUGCCAGCUUGGGAAUUUACAGUAUCUGGUUCUACGACAAGGCCGACUGUCAGCGCAUCGCACAGCUGAUGGUACAGAUAGUGAAGCAGGAGACGCUGAGGGCUCAGCAGGUCUCUCCGGAUCGAGGCCGAACGAAUGGUUGCGUCGAGACGAGACCGAUGGAUAUCCUGGAGCUGCUGAGCAAAGCCAAAGAGGAGUAUCACAGGAGUCAGCCUAAUGAUGUUGAUUCACAGGUAAACACAGACAUCACUCCAACUCCAAACCCAGUUAAAGUUGCUCAGCAGGAGAAGCAAACACACGGUGUGGUGAAACAGAUCACAGUCGAGGAGUUGUUCGGCAGCUCUUUACCCAAAAACCCGACCCCUCCAGCCGAAACGAUUUCUGGCGAGAGUUUUCUGCGUGGAAUAAGUUACGGCCCUCCUCCCGUGCCCUUAGAGCCCCUCCUCACACAGUGUCUCUCAGCCAAUCCCCUGCUCCCUCAGCACUCCAUCUCUCCCGGGCUUAUGGCGCCGAGCGGGUCCGAGAACGUUCCAGCACUCGGAGGCCAUCGUGGGCAGACUGGGCCUCAGGCUGCGCCUCAGUACAUCAACUCGCUCAAAAACGAUGGCCACGCGAUUCCCAAGCCGACAGCAGUGCCGGGCUUCAUGCCCAGCACGCUAGUCACGCCACAAAGUUUCCGAGAACCUACACCCAAAGCGCCAGCAGUUUUCACCAGCAAACCCGCAGCAUCUGCACAAACUAAAGAAGCUGCCACUUUUGCACAACCGCAAGCCCCGAAUCUUGUCAAACCCAUUCCAACCAAGGCGGGGCUAGUUGUGCCAGGGCAGGAGCCAUCAUUACUGCUUUCCCCCAGCGUGUUCCAGCAGUCCAUUACAAAAGCACCAGAGCUGCCGAGAAAUCCUGCUCCUCCACCAUCACCUCCUGCCUCUCUGGGGGCUGCAGAGCUUCCCUCAACAGUGUAUAACAAGGCACAGUUACAGGAUGUUCUCAUACAUUUAAUAAAGAACGAUGCCCACUUCCUCAGCACAAUCCAUGAAGCGUACAUGCAGAGCAUCACCAAAGACCUCAGCAACGUCAAACUAUAGCCAGUGACUCUAAACUCCUGGACUGAGUGCUCUUCCUGUCAGCCCAGAGAGCUGCAUUUAGGACAGAACCACCGCAAACCCGGUGCACUGGUUAUCUCUCUCUCUGGAUCUUAAUCCCAGAGAGAUGAAUCCAAAGGCACACAUUAUUCCUUUCAUUCAACAAGAACUCAAUCUACAAGAUGACAACAUAGCCACGGUUACUCCACAUCUGAGCCCCGGCUAUUAUUAAUCAUGAGGAGGAACACCCACUUCUUUUGUCUGUCUCAUACUGUCUGGUCAUUCAUCACCCUGUCAACUCUUUUCUAUUUGUAACAGCCACAUUUAUGGAAUUCGCUGUUUGUUGGUUGUUGCCUCAACAAAUUCCUCAUUCUGUUUUUUAUGUUUAAGACGUCACAUCGUUAAAGCAGUAUCUUUAACAGAGCAGAAUCAGCAAGCAUAUUUAAACGCACCUUGCUGCGAAUUCACAAGCAAAGUAUCAACCGGAAGCACAAGCCUCUCAGAGCUCAGUGCUCGUACAGCUGAACUGCUCUCAGGUGCACAACCGUUUUUUUUCCUGCUCGCUACACCAGUCCACCUCAGAACCCGCGUGCGUACAGUUCAGUUUUAUCGUGACACCGUGCUGUGCGCACUCUGUUAAAGAUUCUGAUUAAACACCAUGAAGCAUUUUAGCGGAUCGGAUGUAGGAAGUUGCUGUCGAGUUUUCCGUCUCCAGAGAAUUAAUGUGUAUCCACAUCGCUUUCAUUUUGUGCCAUCCGUUCAUCAGCAUGAAGGUAUACACCAGGGUUACAUCACACGGUCUGACCUGGUAUCGGAUGCUGGUGCUGGAGCAAGUUUACACAGUAAAUGAAAAUCAGAGAGAUGCUUAAUACUUAUCACACCGCUGCCUCCCUAUUAACCAUAGAUCUUGCAUUAAACUAGCCUGAGGGAAGACCUGCACUUUUUUUUUCUUCUUUUUUUAAAUAGUAAAGUAAACUUUAGACCCAGGAGUUGAAGUGAGAUAUAAUGACCUGGAUGGAUUCUGUUAGGGCUUGUGACGCAUUUUUAAACUGCAGUAGCGUUACUGCAAUAAGCUUUAUUUGCACUGGACAGUAGGAGUACAACUGAUUUAUUAUUAUUAUUAUUAUUAUUAUUAGAUAGGGAGAAAUUAGUUUGAUUAUAAGCAAGAUGUUAUGGUAUACCAUUUGAACUCUUGGAUAUGUUGCUCAUCUUUCAUCAUUUCGAAGUUUAUUCUAUGAGUUUAGGCCACAUGUAAUGUUUUGCCAUCAAUUUAAUUUUUGCGUUAGUGGUUUAUACGAUACCAGACGGGUAUGCCUCGUAUAAAUGUUUGGUGCGCAUCCUUUUAAUGGUUAGUCAAAUGCCAAAUAAAUAAGCAAAUCUUCAGUAGCAUAUGACGACUCUGGUUCAAAUCCUUUUCUAUGAUAUUGAUACAUUUCUCCACUAUGUGGCGCUGUUUGUUUGUUUUUUCGAAGAAGUCUGGCCUAUUAUGUUCCUUUUGUGUUGAGAUCCAUACAAACAGUCUGUGAGAAUAUACUUAUUUUUAAUGUCAUAUUUUUAUCUGUAUAAAUGCUGUUCAUUUAUGCUUUAUUCCUGUUUUUGACCAGAUAAAUUACAGAUAACGCUCAAGUCAGUGAUACAUUUUUUUUAUUUUGCACAUCAACAGCAAAAUAGAAAUGGGAUGUCUUAAAGAUUUGGUUAUUAGGGAAAUGUCAUUAAAGUAACUAAGAGCAGCUUUAAAGUGUUAAA